Miniopterus natalensis is the source of this 852-nucleotide messenger RNA. It is a transcript of the gene UBE2C, whose product is annotated as ubiquitin conjugating enzyme E2 C. Lineage: Eukaryota; Metazoa; Chordata; Mammalia; Chiroptera; Miniopteridae. The record is from RefSeq and is a predicted model, not a curated record.
ACUGAUUGGCCAGCGUUGCCGGAGGGUUACAAUUCAAAUACCGGCGGGCGGGCCCGCAGCCCUGCAGUUACAGUCUUGUUCUCCGAGCUCCUGUGUCCCUGCCAGCGCUGCCCGGAUGGCCUCUCAGAACCGCGACCCAGCCGCCACCAGCGUCGCCACAGCUCGUAAAGGAGCCGAACCCAGCGGGGGCGCCGCCCGGGGGCCCGUGGGCAAGAGGUUACAGCAGGAGCUGAUGACCCUCAUGAUGUCUGGCGACAAAGGAAUUUCUGCCUUCCCUGAAUCAGACAACCUUUUCAAAUGGGUGGGGACCAUCCAUGGAGCAGCUGGCACUGUAUAUGAAGACCUGAGGUAUAAGCUCUCCCUAGAGUUCCCCAGUGGCUACCCGUACAACGCACCCACGGUGAAAUUCCUCACGCCCUGCUACCACCCCAACGUAGACACCCAGGGUAACAUCUGCCUGGACAUCCUAAAGGACAAGUGGUCUGCCCUAUAUGAUGUCAGGACCAUCCUGCUCUCCAUCCAGAGCCUGCUAGGAGAACCCAACAUCGAUAGCCCAUUGAACACACAUGCUGCGGAGCUCUGGAAAAACCCCACAGCCUUCAAGAAGUACCUACAAGAAACCUACGCAAAGCAGGUCUCCAGCCAAGAGCCCUGACCCGGGCUGUCCAGCCUCUCUCCUUGUGCUGUCUUUUUAUUUUUUCCUUAGAUGGUCUGUCCUUGCCUUGAUUUCUGUAUAGGACUCUGUAUCUUCGGCUGUGGUGUCAUAUUUGUUUUGUUUCUGUUUUUUAAAUUAAGUCUGGUUGAGCCCCUGUGAUGAAUAUAUUAAAUAAAUACAUUUUGGGUUUCGUUUUU